UUUACUUUGGACCUGUCGAUCAAUUACACCAUCCUGGACUAGGCCGUAAAAACCAGUAAAUUAGCAGGGCAGAGGAGGAUGAAUCAACAGAGACAUUCCUACACUGUUUGACGUUUGCAAGGGUUUUGGGGGUGUGUGUGUGUGUGUUCAGUGAGUUAUCUGCUUGUGAUCCUGCUUUUGUGUAGAUUUAAUAUCGACUAGUUCUGUGUAUGGUUGAUGGUCAAGGUGUGUGUCUGUAGUUACCUGGAGAGACUGAGCCAGCUCCUGUGGGUUUUGUGUUACCUGAGCUCCACCGGCUUGGCAGCGGGACAGCAAUCACCUUUACAAUAGGACAGGGUCCAAAACCUUAUCGUUGUUCUGAGGAACUGUAAAGGCGGUGUGUUUCAAAGAUGUGUGUGGUUCUGUGGAAGUCUUGUCCCGGAGUGGGAGGGGCCAGGAGAGGCAAAUGGGACAGAGUUGGCACAGGUGAGAUAUAAAAGCAGGCGUGUGUGUGUGUGUGACCGUGUGUAUCUGAGGAUCACACUCACUCACCUCUCGUCCGUCUGCGUCUGUUGACCGGAGAACAGACUUGGGGAUUAUCGGACAGUUGAUGAGCUUUAGGGCACUGCCAUUGUCCAGGGGAUCAACACACACAGAGGAGAACUUUUGAACUUGGCUGCAGUACAGAUUGUGCAGGACAGACAUUAUAGUACAGGACAGAACUUUGGAAGUGUUCUCGCUGUGGAUACGCUUGUUGCCAUCUCUCGCACUCAGUCUUCAGCUCUCCAACUCAUGACAACUGCAAGGACUCGGACCACAGAAGAUACGCCUGGAGCUCUGACUGCCAUUCACAACUAGACCUCAACAAGAAUGGAACCCCUCCUUCAUAACAGCUUAUAAGCUAUCAUAACAACCUGUGGCUCUUCAACAGUUCCUGUCCCAUUCAAACAAGGGAGACCUUGUUUGUGGGAGAACGGAGCGAACCAACCUGCCAGUCUCCACGGGGGAGGGGAAUCAUGUAUGUGCUUUGCACCCUGGUGGUACUGAGUAUCCACAGCCUCUUUAAGAGCCGACACAAGACCCUGGACCCAGGCGACAAAGAGGCUGGAGAUGGGGCCACGUUGCCUGGGGACAAGGCCCCUCCGCUGGGGGAGGGAGGCAGGGUAAGGGACCCCGAGCCUGGAGGUCUUGGAGGGGGUGUGGGGCCCAGGGAGAGGGAGCGAGGGGUGACUGUAGCCCUCUCUCAGGGGAAGAGGCAGAGAGCUGUAGACCGUAAGUCUGCAGGUUGCAACUGCGCAAACAAACGUAGAGGUGACCGGGAGCUGCGCUGCAGCCAGGGCAGGCUAGGAUGCCGAGGAGGCAGCCUGGAGAAUGUGCCGGACAGCAGAAAACAAUUGCAGCCGGUCCAGAGACCCAGUGCUUUGCUCAGCCCUGUGGUCAUGUUCGGAACAAAAAAGACCUGGGACCUUGGCCACGCCCCCUGUCUGCAGGAGCUCUGGAAGAAAGACGUCUCAUUGGAUGCGAGCUCAGUGGACUUCUUGAUGAGUGAUGGUGAGGAGGACUGCUCCUUCCUGUCUCUACCCACAGCCGCUUUCCCACAACGUACCGCUCUGACCACUACUGACCAAUUAGAAACCAGCCAGCACAAUCACAACCAACAGCUACUCAUACAGAAGGUGACCUGGUCCUGUUCCUGGACAUCUGCCUAUACACUGCAGGAGAAAGUCUGCGAGUUCCAGGCGCGUCUGCGACGCCAGGAAGCCUCCCGGUGUCUGCAGUUGCAGAGGCCGCAGCAGAGUCACCAACAGAGUCUUCAGGAGAAGACGAGCCUCAUACACACGCUACCGGAGGAGCUGCACACAGCACUGCCCAGCGGUGUUCGGGCAGUGCAGAGGCUGGCUGAGCCACAGGAGCAGCAGCAGCACAGCAACUGUCUCAUUCAGGAAGGAGAGCAGCUCAUCGCAGCGCUGCGCACACAGGUGGGGGAGCUGGAGGAGAAGCUGCCAGACCAGACCCAGGAGGUGGAGAGACUGCGCUCGGGGGUGGGGGCGACCGACCUGGAGAAGCACCUGGAGCUGCUGGUGGUCGAGAACGAGCGGCUGAAGCAGGAGCUGAAGGCAUGCAAGACCUCACUGCUCCAGGAGGCUCCUCCACCGGCCUGCACAGCCACUGACUGCCCCCACAGCCAGGAUGUGGAGGCCCUGCGUGAGGAGGUGUCUCUCUGGGAGAGCCAGACCAGACCAAGGCAGAGGAGGCUGGCUGAGUUGGAGCAGCAGGUCCUGGAGAAGGCCAGCCGGGUGGAGACGCUCAGCCGACAGCUGGAGGAGUCCAAGCUCCACGCGGGGGAGAUGCAGAGGCAACUGGAGGAGUCCAAGUGUCAGCAGGGGGAGGUGGAGCAGCAGCUGAGCGUCCGGCUCAGAGACUGUGAGGAGGAGCUGGCCAGACAGGCUGCCCGGACCCAUCAGGUCAAGUAUGUAACUGAGAUAGUGGAGGUGGAGUCGUCAGGGUCUCAGCAGGCGGUAACCGAGGCCCAGGCCAAGAGCGCCGCCCUGCAGGAGCAGCUAUCACUGCAGAGACAGCUGCUCCGAGAGCUGGAGACACAGCUGCAUGAGUCCCAGAGGACCAGCACCCAGCUCCGAGCUCAGCUGCGUGCGGACCGCAGCCGUAUCUGCGGCCUGCUCUCCAAGGCCGUCGGAAGGGGCAAUGGCGAGAUCAUUUGCAGGUUGUCUAAGAUCCUGGUGUACGAGGGGGAGAUGGAGCGGGCCCAGGGCCAGUUGGAGGCUGAAAUGCAGAACCUGGAGGAAGAGAAGAACAGGGUGAUCGAAGAGGCCUUCAUCAGGGCUGAAAGUGAGAUGAAGGCCGUGCAUGAGAACCUGGCAGGUGUGCGUAUGAACCUUUUGACGCUUCAGCCAGCCCUGCGUACUCUCACCUGUGACUACAACUGUCUGAAGAGGCAGGUUCAGGACUUCCCCUUCAUGCUGGAGAAGGCCAUGAACGAGGCCAAGCAGGAUAUCUGCCAGGUGAUAGGUGAGGUGAGCAGUGCCAACCAAGAGCUGCUGAGGAAGUACAAGAGAGAGAUGAACCUGAGGAAGAAAUGCCACAACGAGUUGGUGCGCCUCAAAGGUAACAUCAGGGUGUUCUGUCGGGUGCGGCCGGUGUGCCGGGGGGAGCAUGAUUCUGCCGAAAACAUGGUCAGCUUUGACCCAGAUGACGAUGCCCUUCUCUACCUCUCCAACAAGGGCAAACUGAUGACCUUUGAACUGGACAAGGUGUUCCACCCUCAGGCCACGCAGGAAGGGGUGUUCCAAGAGGUCCAGUCCCUGGUGACAUCCUGUAUUGAUGGCUUUAACGUAUGCAUCUUCGCCUACGGACAGACAGGCUCAGGAAAGACCUACACCAUGGAGGGUGUGGCCAAGGACCCGGGUAUUAACCAGAGGGCUCUCAGACUGCUGUUCUCUGAGGUGACUGAGAAAGCGCCCGACUGGGACUUCAAGAUCACUGUUAGCAUGGUGGAGAUCUACAACGAAACCCUACGGAACCUUUUGGGGGACAACCAGGGGGAGAAGCUGGACAUCAAGAUGAAUCCAGAUGGUAGCGGUCAGCUCUAUGUGCCAGGCCUCACGGAGUUCACUGUCCAGAGCCCUGAGGACAUCAACAGGGUGUUUGAGCUGGGUCACAUGAACAGGGCCACAGCCUGCACCAAUCUGAACGAACACAGCUCCCGCUCUCACGCCCUCCUCAUCAUCACCGUAGCAGGCGUCAACUUCUCCACCGGGCACCGCACGCAAGGUGUACACACACACACACACACACAAUUCCUGUACCGGACAUCGCACGCACACGCACACACACACACACACACACACACACACACACACACAGACAGACAGACAGUCAUUCAGGAUUUUGUCUCUGUACACCCUCUACUAGGUAAACUGAACCUGGUUGACCUGGCUGGCUCAGAGCGGAUUGCUAAGUCCGGGGCAGAGGGCAGCCGCCUGCGAGAGGCCCAGUGCAUCAACAAGUCCCUGUCGGCCCUGGGUGACGUCAUCAAUGCGCUACGGAGCCGACACUCCCACGUGCCCUUCAGGAACUCCCGGCUCACCUACCUGCUGUCUGACUCACUGAGCGGGGACAGCAAGACCCUGAUGAUGGUGCAGGUGUCUCCCCUGGUCUGUAACAUGAGUGAGUCGGUGUGCUCUCUGAAGUUUGCCCAGCGGGUUCGGACCAUCGAGCUGGGCAAUGCCACCAGGAGACAGUGGGAGAACUCUUCCACCACCUCCUCGCCCACCCACGACAGCGUGGAGCUGGACUCUCCCCCGGUGACUCCCGCGCCCCUCCCUAUCUCCCGGGCCAACAGUGCCGGCUCCACCCUCUCCGCCUCCUCCAAAACCCCCACCACACGACGGAGGUCUCAGUCCCAGCUCUCUGCAGACAGGCUGUUAGGCAGAGCCAGCCCAUUGGUGGGGGACGGUGGGCAGGACGAUUGAAACUGUCUGUCUGAAGGCUCCAAUGGAUCCGGACCCUGACCCAGUCAGCCAUUGGGCCUUCUGAACAGGAGGGUGUUAACCAGCACCUUGACCCACCAAUAGGUUGUUCCCAAAGCAGAGAGUUUCUAUCUCCUUCUGCUGAUCUCACUCAGCCAAUGUGUGAGAGAAACUGGAUUAGACAAAUGAUCAGAUUGAGAGAAUGGUGACAUUUCAUUUAUUGAGCUGUUUGAACAGCAGAGGGAUGAAGAGGGGGAUACGAACUUUGACCCUCGUGGAAGAUCCAUACCAAAACUCUGUCCCGAUGCUCUAAAAUGGCCUCCAAGUCUCCUUUUCUUCAUUACCACUGAUAGCUGACAGGAAUGGAUAGGUGUUCAUUUUAGCCAGGACUGUUGUACAGCCCCCCAUAUCUUAACUACGUGUCCUCGUUUAUACCCCUCAAGGAACACAACACCCCAGACUGCAAGUGACUACAGGACACACCUGUCUGUCUUCCACACCUGACUAGGGGCCAAAGUGGAGGAGCACCUGAGAGUAACACAGGCCCCUGUCCUAAAAACAACUCUCAUAAAAAUAAAAAAACUAUACUCCUCACAGCCCAGAACAACUCCACCACACCUUCACCUUUGACCCUUCAACUGGGCCCGUGAUCUAUUCUCCCAUUGGCCAAUAUAUUGUCGGCCCCUCACAAUAACGCCACACCCACACCCUUAAGUCCUAACCGAUCCCUUAGUCCCAUCAUCCACUAACAGUAUAGCCCUUUCAAUCACAGUAUUUCUGGGUAGAAAUGCACUUUAAACAAGGCUGAUACCUUCUUGAUGUGUUUUAGAACAAUGCUCCAGUUACAGAUUAUGAUAUGCAUAUACAGUAUAUAUCUGUGUUUGAGAUAAAACAUUUUUUAUCCCUUUAGACUCCAUUGUGGGUUUUUUGGGGUGGGGGGGGUUACAAGGUCUCAUGGUCUCCUUCCACACUUUCUCCCCCUCAUCCAAUCAGGGUACUCUACAGAUAUGGAGCUGGGCUUCUUUUGCCCUGUAGGACGCAAGCAAUAAGAGACGUGAGUGCAGAGAGCGUUUAACUUCCUGUGUAGCCGUUUGUGUUUUAGAUUAGAUUUCUCCAGGGCAAUACAGAGCAGCCACUGCAUGGAAACGUUCAUGUUGUCGUGUUUCUUGUACUGAGUGAAUAAAGCUAGACGAUUCAAACUCCCUGCCAGACAGGAAAUGCCAUUCCUGUUAUUGGAUGCUGCCUGUUGAAGUUGCCCAGAGGCACAGAUCUAGGAUUAGUUUCUUCUACCCAAAUUCUAAGGUUAUCCAAUAGGGACACAACACAAAACUGACCCAAGAUCUGCAUCCAGGACAGCUUAAUCCUACUCCCUCUGGCUGACCACAAGCAACCAAUGACAACGGAUCGCCUCACGGAACAGACACUGCUGCCCCUGAGGGAGUGAUCAAGCUUGUGAACUGUAUUUGAAAAUGCAUUGUGUAAAUAGGAAUGCUUUGUACAUUUGAUCAGCUGAUCAAUACAUAUCAGCUAAUUGACCGUGUGUCUUCAAUGUUAAACCAAUGUUCCCUCCAAUACCAGGAUGUCCGAGGAACAUUGAGGACACGCUGCAUCGUGUUGGUUGUUGAUGGAUAUCUCUACUUGCUUUUGUCUUUGUUGUGGAAACCUUCUGCGGCAGUCUUGAUUUUGUACACCCUUUUUUAAUAAACACUCAAUACGAAUUGAAACUCGGCUGUCCCUAACAGAUGUUUGUUUCUAGUGGUUAUAUCUUUCGUCACCGUUUAUUAAAUGGUAGGUUGUAUUACAUCUACCCGGGACAAUGCUCUUUGACCAACUGGUUCAGGAUGGUUGCAGCCAUUGAGUUGUAUAGAGCAGGAGUUCCCACACUUUUUCACUAGCCCCCACCCCCGCAAGCGCAGUCACCUCGUCUAUUUGGGGACAAGCGCUGUUCACACCUCGUUGGUUUUGAGAAUUUUGCAGGUUUAAAACUUAUUUCCUGCAAUUCUACACAUUUUGUCAUGGGGUGCAAAGAAAAUGUUGCAGUUUUAAAGC
Molecule: messenger RNA, 6515 nt
Organism: Oncorhynchus kisutch (coho salmon)
Lineage: Eukaryota; Metazoa; Chordata; Actinopteri; Salmoniformes; Salmonidae
Product: kinesin-like protein KIFC3
Exons: 21
Coding region: 996-4469 (1157 amino acids)
Biological process (GO): microtubule-based movement
Cellular component (GO): microtubule cytoskeleton
Molecular function (GO): microtubule motor activity; ATP binding; microtubule binding
Source: RefSeq, a predicted model, not a curated record